This is a messenger RNA of Plenodomus lingam JN3, 120 nucleotides long. The record is from RefSeq and is a predicted model, not a curated record. Lineage: Eukaryota; Fungi; Ascomycota; Dothideomycetes; Pleosporales; Leptosphaeriaceae.
AUGCGAAAAGUACUGGUGGUGAUUUGGUUGGUGGUCGGCGCGAGGCUCCGCCCUGCGUUCGGACCGAAUGCCUUGGUUAGUAUUUCAGUCAGAGUUGGUAUGUGUGGUCACUUCAGAUAA